Messenger RNA from Mustela lutreola (European mink), 864 nucleotides. RefSeq lists its product as uncharacterized. NCBI's taxonomy places the organism in Eukaryota, Metazoa, Chordata, Mammalia, Carnivora, Mustelidae. The coding region runs from base 1 to 864 and encodes 287 amino acids. The transcript is spliced from 4 exons. The record is from RefSeq and is a predicted model, not a curated record.
AUGGGCAUUCUUCUGGACAGCCUGUGCCCAUUGAUGCAUGCCUGCCUCUUUGUUCACCCUGGUUUUGAACCUGACGGAUUCAAAUGCUCCCAGGGCCACGGCUUCCAGCUCCUUGCCGCGCCAUGGCUGCAUCCAUUGUCAGCGUUCCCCUCCGGCGACAGCCUUGCCUGCAUCCGUGAAGAACUCAGCAAGAUAGUCUCUCAGGUUUAUGAAGAUGCUGCAGAGCUGGCUGCAAGGACUGUUUGCGACCUGCCGCUCUGGGUUCUGGCGUUCCUUCAGAAGGGCGGCCAUGGGCCUCCGGGAGCGCUUUGGUCUGUGGCCCGGCUGAGGAGAAGCCCCGCUCUGUCCUUUGUUCUGGGCUCUGAGUGGGGCCCUUCGCUGUUCUGCUCCGUUGAUGGCACAUGUCGAGGAGGGCGGCUCACUUUCACUUGCUUCUCAUGGUCUCAACUCGCACAGCCUGGCGGAAGUUGCCGAACAAACGUAACCUCUGCAGCAGGCCUCGCUCCGCGACCUGCGCUCGCAGCGGGGCUGGCGGCGGCCGCGCACUCAUGCUCUGUGGAAACGAGCACCGGGAGGUGUGAAACGGAACCGUGGAGGAUCUCAAACCGUUCCUCACGUGACAGAACUGACGCGUGGUGCGGCCGAGGUGGCCUGGGAUGGAGAGUUUGGAGUGCAGCGUUAGAGCCUGAUCUUUCUUGGAGACGAAACGGAGCCCUGGGCCUUUGGUUUAGCGUCUACAAGCAUCUCUGCAUAGGACAUUCGGGAUUGUUCUCUUUACCUGGAUUUUGGUCAGUGGACCCAGAGGUGAAGCAACAAUGCAUAUGGCCAGUGAGAACCAUGAACCUCUCUGAUCUCGGAAGCUAA